Molecule: messenger RNA, 1570 nt
Organism: Astyanax mexicanus (Mexican tetra)
Lineage: Eukaryota; Metazoa; Chordata; Actinopteri; Characiformes; Acestrorhamphidae
Product: Rieske domain-containing protein
Exons: 3
Coding region: 66-560 (164 amino acids)
Molecular function (GO): 2 iron, 2 sulfur cluster binding
Source: RefSeq, a predicted model, not a curated record
AAACAUUCUAGUGUGUAAUCUCCUCUGUAGAGGUUCUUUGGUUAAGCUUGAUUGUCUCUGUGUGUAUGUUAAGGUGGGUCAGUAUGUCCACGGAUGGUCCGGGCAGCUCCAGCUUCCCGGUUCUGGUGGGCGCGCGGGACGCUGUGAUCCAGGCUGGGCGCGUGGUGAGGAGCGUGAACGGGAGAGAUGUGCUCGUGCUGCAUCACCAGGGGUCGCUGCACGCGCUGGACCUGCACUGUUACCACUCCGGGGGUCCGCUGCAGUGUGGAGACAUAGAAGAAUUUGACGGGCGGCUGUGUAUCGUGUGUCCAUGGCAUAAGUACAAGAUCACUCUGGCUGAGGGUGAGGGUCUGUAUCAGGCUGUGGACCCCUCGAUUAGACCCUUAAGGCCAGUCUGGUCCUCUAAGGGGGUCAAGCAGAGGGUUCACCGGGUCACAGAGGUUGACGGAGAAGUUUUCGUUACGUUGAAUGACUCUGACGGCACAGUGGAGUCGGAUCGGUAUCAGACGGAGGAAUACAGAGCCAAGGUCCUGAAGUUGCGGGCCAAGGACGAGAAAUGACAUCACAGGAUGUGGAUGGACUGACUAGCUCGGGACAUGACCAUCUCCUCCAUUGGAAUUCUGGGGCACACUGGAGUCCAGUGUCCGGUGGGUACUCUGGGAGGGGUUAGGACGGCACCCUUUCUGCAGUCUGUUUACAUCAAGCACAGAAGAACACUGUGGUUCAGCUGCUGCCUUUUUGAUUGGCACCUCUCCAUGUUUGUGACAUCUCAGUAAAAUCACACACAUUCUCACCCACACACAAAAGCACUGUACACAUUGGAUCAAUACUCUUUUGUUAGUUCUAGUUAUUAACUGCCAUGCAAAGUCCAAGGUGUACUGAUAUGCCACAAGUCAUGGUCAGAAACUAGAUUUGGGUCCCAAGACUUUUGUAAUGUUCCAAAGAAAGGUGCCUAAAGAGCUAAAGAACAUAGGACCUCCUACAUUAAAUAGGAAGGCAAUUUUGGCCAGCUGAUUGGAUGGACAAUUCUAGCUAGCCAGCUAGGUCAUGAUCAUUACCAUCCACUGGCCCAUCCAUCAGGCAUCACUAUCAGACCUCACUCAAACCCUGAUAAUUUAUGUUGUCUUACCAUGAGCAUUGUAAAGAGUGUUUAGCCUCACUCACAAGACAACACCUCAUAACGUAUGCAGAUGUGGAUGUUCCCAAGCCAUUCUCUAAGGUAACCCUCAGUGCAGUGAUCAGUUUUCUAAAAUUAUGCCCAAAUUAACCUAUGACUUCAUAUUGGUUAUUUAGCUUGUAAUGGCUGGUCUGAAAAUAAGUCAGUAUUUUUGGUAACUAACUGAAAAUAAUUUUCAGUUUCACUGUUUUCAUUGUUUACUGUGAUUUACUGAUAAUUUCAAAACCUCUUAGUGGAAUUCAGGGAAAAUAUGAAAUGCAGAACUAUUAUAAUAAACACUUACUUUAAAAUCUACCUCCUAAUAAAUGGCCAGUCUUGUUUCUCGACUCUGAAUUUACUGAUGUGUGUUUCAUGACUUAUGAAAGAAAAAAUAAACAAAAGAAGUAUGCUAAA